GACAGGGGGCGCCAGAGGGCGUCGUUGGUAUCAGCUGGAAACACCUGACACACACGCACACACAUGUUGUGAACAACACGGUGCAAUGAAGACCCUGACCUCUGAUUCGUGAUGGAUCCGUCCCACGGAUCCGCAUCUCAUCACAAUGAGACGGGGAACGCAGUGGAAAGAACGGAUUCCCGCUCAACGUGGGCCCAGUUUCUGUCCUGGUUGGAAUGCGUGUGCGUCGUUACCUUCGACCUCGAGCUCGGACAAGCCAUAGAGUUGGUGUAUCCCCAUGAUGCUAAACUCACAGAGAAGGAGAAAACCAGCAUCUGUUACUUAUCCUUCCCCGACUCUUACUCAGGAUGCCUUGGGGAUACACAGUUUAGCUUCAGGUUUCGCCAGUCCAUCGGACGCAUCAGCCCCGACUUUGGGGAAGAUGCGUACGACCGGGACGCCCCCGUCACGCUUCAGCGUGACCUGGGCCAUUUCUAUGGUUACGUGUAUUUCAGACAAGUGAAGGACGUCUCCGUCAAACGAGGGUACUUUCAGAAGUCUCUGGUUCUGGUGUCCAGGCUGCCCUACGUCCACCUCUUCCACACCCUGCUGCAGAUCAUCGCCCCCGAGUACUUUGAGAAGCUGGAGCCCUGUCUGGAAGCCGUGUGCAACGAAAUAGACCAAUGGCCUUCGCCGGUGCCAGGCUUGACCCUUAACCUCCCCGUGAUGGGCACGGUUUUACAGGUUCGGAUCCCAUCGAAGACGGACAAGCCAGGGGGGAGCCCGGCCAAACAUGCCCCGAAAGAGCAUCUUCUCCCGGCGCCGACCCUGCUGCCCACAAUUCAUGAGUUGGAUCUGUUCAAGUGUUUCCAGUCAGCCCUGAUCCACCUGCAGGUUCUCUGGGAGCUCACGUUGCUAGGGGAACCCCUGGUCGUCAUGGCGCCGUCUCCGACGAUGUCGUCCGAAAUCGUGCUGGCCCUCAUUAGCUCCAUCGCGCCGCUGAAGUACUGCAGUGACUACAGGCCCUACUUCACCAUCCACGACAGCGAGUUCAGGGAGUACACCACCAGGACCCAGGCCCCUCCCAACGUCAUCCUGGGCGUCACCAAUCCGUUCUUCAUCAAGACCUUCCAGAGCUGGCCCCACAUCGUGCGUCUGGGGGACCCCAGGAUGGCGGGGGACCUGCCCAAGCAGGUCAAGGUGAAGAAGCUGGCCAAACUCAAAACCCUGGACACAAAGCCAGGCAUCUACACAGCAUACAAAACCUUUCUGCAGAAGGACAAGAUCCUCAUCAAGAGACUACUUAAGGGCAUCCAGAGGAAGAGGCCGUCGGAAGUGCAGAGCGCCAUCUUGAGGAGACACCUGCUGGAGCUCACGCAGAGCUUCAUCAUCCCCUUGGAGCGGUACAUGGCCAGCCUGAUGCCCCUGCAGCGGUCCGUCACCCCCUGGAAGACUCCGCCCCAGAUCCGCCCCUUCAGCCAAGAGGAGUUCAUGGCCACCCUGGAACACGCCGGCCCCCACCUGACCUCCAUGCUCAAAGGGGAUUGGAUGGGACUCUACAGACGGUUCUUCCGGUCCCCCAACUUCGACGGCUGGUACCGCCUGCGACGCCGGGAGAUGACCCAGAAACUGGAGAGCCUCCACCUGGAGGCGGUGUGUGACGCGGAUCUGGUGGGCUGGACCAAGGACAAGUCGGAGGUGGAGGUCGUGGACCUGGUCCUCAAACUGAGGGAGAAGCUGACCAAGGCCCACCGGCAGCAGCUGUCGGUGCGGGAGGGCGCCGUGGACCAAUUGGAGGGCUGCGUUCAGACCAUCGCGGCGGCUCUGCCAGAGGACCUGCAGAACGUCCUGCACAGACACAGGCCGUGACGACUCCACCACCUCCACCACCACCUCCUCUGUUGCCCUUCAGCCCACGGCAGCUGUUUAUAUUCUAGAUCUGAGAUCCGAGCGAAGCCAGUAUUUUUCAGUAACAUUCCAAGUAGUUACUGUAAGGUUUUGCGCCAUCCUUUCCGAAUUUGCGCUUCCAUGUGUGGGUGGCAGCUUUGCUUAAUUUCUUCCAUAUUGUUUGUGUGACUGAGCUCUGAUCGGUUUGUCUGGUUUAAGAGGCGCGCGCUGUCACAAGUGUGUUACAGAGACGGUCCAAAUCUCUCCCUGCUUUUUAGCAACUCAACCCCCCCAACCGUUGCUACUUUACUUUAUACUGGGUGGAAACACUUUUUAAAUCAGUGUUUCGCUUUCCUCACACCUUUUUUGAUUUCAGCAUUGUAUGUUGCAAGACUGCAAUUUUAUUUUGAAUUUAAAUAUUAGUUGGAUAUUUUCAAAACUAUCCGGCAGUAAAUAAUUCUAUACCAGCAGGCCUAAACCUCAAUUCUCUGCUCAUUCAGUCUUGACUUACACUAAGAAUGUAAAAACAGGCAAGCUUUGCCUUUCAUUUACCACUAUAACUUAUACUUAAUGUUAGACUAUAAAAAAGGAUGUUUAUUUAAUGUACUUAUGUUGAAAGCCCAACGCUAUUGUAAUAUUUUCAUAAUCAAGACGUGAACAUUCAUAGUAAAAUGUUUUCUAAAAAUUUGAA
Molecule: messenger RNA, 2557 nt
Organism: Gadus macrocephalus (Pacific cod)
Lineage: Eukaryota; Metazoa; Chordata; Actinopteri; Gadiformes; Gadidae
Gene: dennd6b
Product: DENN/MADD domain containing 6B
Exons: 19
Coding region: 112-1848 (578 amino acids)
Cellular component (GO): recycling endosome
Molecular function (GO): guanyl-nucleotide exchange factor activity
Source: RefSeq, a predicted model, not a curated record